AUGGCGUCGAGGAGCUCGUUCUUGACGAUCUUGGUCUGUACAGCUCUCCUCGCCGUCCUCUUCGGGGCGGCGGAUGCUCAGGGCCUUAGGGUCGGGUUCUACAAGAAGACGUGCCCCAAGGCAGAGACCAUCGUGCGGGAGACGGUAGCCGGCUUCGUCGCGAAGGACGCGACUGUGGCGGCGCCGCUCCUCAGGCUUCACUUCCACGACUGCUUCGUCAGGGUAUGCGAGAACGCCACUCCCACCGCCGGCUCGCCGCGCUUCGGCGCGCGCCUCUUCUCACUCCGUCGUUAGUGACGAUCACAUCAUCCUAACGUUCUAGCUGGCCGUCUUGCUAUUGCUGUCCUUUUGCCAGGGUUGCGACGGCUCAGUGCUGCUCAACUCCACCAAGGGCCGUCUCGCCGAGAAGGACGCGAUGCCCAACCUAAGCCUCGACGGGUUUUACGUGAUCGACGCCGCCAAGGCGGCCGUGGAGGUGGCAUGCCCGGGGGUCGUCUCGUGCGCCGACAUCGUCGCUCUCGCUGCCAGGGACGGGGUCGAGCUGGUAAUUGAUCAAUCAAUCACUCGCGAGGGUCGCUUCUCUUCCGAUGGAGAGAGACAUCGAGUUCCGUCAAUCCGUUCUUUACCCCUCCCGCUAACCGUGUCUGCUGUGUUAUGCGGAUUCAGAUCAACGGGCCGAGCUGGCGUGUUAAGACCGGGCGGCGGGACGGGCGCGUGUCGUCGGCGUCGGAAGCUGUUGCCAACCUGCCGUCGUCCUUCGGGGAGAUAGCCGAACUGAAAGCAAACUUCGCGAGGAAGGGCCUCAGCGCCAAGGACCUCGCAGUUCUCUCAGGUCGGUCUGUCGGUCGGUUGUUUCUGCUGCUCCAGUCGCCCUCCUCCUCCGGCGAGGGGUCUGCGGGUUUCAAGCGUUCUUCUAUCUAACUUGACGAUGACUCUGAUGGUGCUUGUCAGGAUCCCACACCAUCGGGAACGCCCACUGCAACGCCUUCAGCAAGAGGCUCUACAACUUCACCGGGAAGGGCGACAGGGACCCGUCUCUGGCCCCCGCGUACGCCCGGAAGCUGAGGUCGCAGUGCCCGCGAGGGGACGAGACCAGCAUCGUGGAGAUGGACCCGGGGCGCGCCGUCAGCUUCGACACGAGCUACUACGCUCGAGUUGGCAAUGGGAAGGGACUCUUCCACUCCGAUGCCGCGCUGCUCCGCGACAAGGUGACCAGGGACCUGGUGUACCAGUACACCGGGAGCGCCUCCAAGUUCUUCCGCGACUUCGGUGUCGCCAUGGGGAAGAUGGGCAGCAUCGGCGUCCUCACCGGUGCGCGAGGAGAGAUCAGGAGGCACUGUGCUCUGGUCAACGCCUGA
This is a messenger RNA of Spirodela intermedia, 1358 nucleotides long. Lineage: Eukaryota; Viridiplantae; Streptophyta; Magnoliopsida; Alismatales; Araceae. The record is from the annotation of a GenBank genome assembly.